UGUGUUCACAAAUGUAGCCGGAAUCUUCUCGUGUAACUCUCGUGUACCACCAUCUGGAUGCGUGUGAAUUUCCAACACUGAGAUCUGUCAACGUGAGGAGUUAGUCACCAUGAAACGUCUAUAUAUCGGUGGCCUGAGCCACACCAUCACUCAAAAGGAUCUGAAAGACAGAUUUGGUAAAUUUGGUGAUGUCCAGGAUGUGGAACUCAGGACCAGGAGAGAUGAUGAAGGAGUGCCUUAUAAAACCUUUGGAUAUAUCAAUUUAGAAAUUACUGAUGCUGAUUUUAAGAAAUGUAUGACUGUGCUGAACAAGACCAAAUGGAAAGGUGGAACAAUACAAAUUGAGCAGGCCAGAGAAACCUUCUUACACAAAUUAGCUCAGGAGCGUCAUGAAGCUGCAGAGAAGAUCAAGUCACCAAUCGUCAACCACAAAGUCAAACUAGUGGAGUCUAUGAAGGAGGCGGGAGUGGAGAACUUCCAUAUGAAAGCAGCCGUUCCUGGGACAGAGAUACCUGGGCACAAGGAUUGGGUUGUGAGUAAAUUUGGACGAGUCCUCCCAGUUCUUAAUCUGAAGUGCCAAGGAAGGAACAAAUUCAUCAAGUAUGAUCCGUCGAAACACAGCCACAACAUCAAGAAACUAGAGAGUUCAGCUGAGGUCCCAGACCCGACGCCCGUGUCCCAACUGACGUGGGAAAUAUCAGGCGGAGACAACGACAUCAGUAAGAAGAGAAGAGGAGAGUUCCCWCCACAGAAAAAAACACCACCUGCUAAAAAGAAGAAAGACAGAACGACGAACCAAGUCGUUGCAAAUGGACAGUCCGACAGUGUGACGUCCUGUGGUCCCUCGGAGAAAAGUUCAACGGUUCAGAAGUCUAACGGAGAAACCAGACCUCCAACUAAACCUAAACAGACACCGGCUUCUAAGAAACUCCACRCACAAACCUCUGUGUGUGUUUUUGACAGUGGCGAUGACUCCGACGGUGCCGUUAGGAUGUUGGCACAACGGAGUGCACCGGCGGACGGCCCGGUAGUAGACGAGGAUGAAGACAACCUGGAGGUGGUAGGCGAUAACUACAUACCCAGAACAUUCUUUACGCAGCACAGGAUUAAAGAUGUCUGCCAGCUUCCAGGUGAGUCUUCUGGGAAGAACGAGGAGGAUUAUGACUCRGCUGAUACGGAUGAGAUCCUCAACUCCAGGAAAACACCCAGCGGUACCAAGCAGGACCAACUGCCUGAGGUCAGGAAAACACAGGAGAAAGCUGAGGUGAAUAAGCGAACCAACAACCUGGAAACAGACAGAACCCAAGCAAAAAAGGCUAACAAAGUCCUCCCCAAAAAGGCUGUGAAGAAAGUCUUCCCUAUAAAGAAAGCAGAGAGUGAUAGUGGUGAUGGUGAGGAUGAUGACUCGGAAGAAGAGAGUGAAAAAUCCAACUCUUCAAAAGCCAAAAGGACUUAUAACGUCCUCCCUAAGAAAAAGGCUAUCGAGAAAUCCACCACCCCUUCAGAAUCUGAUGAUGACUCGGAAGAAGAGAGUGAUUCUCACUCUUCGAAAGCCCAAAAGCCCGGCAAGAAUGUUGUCUCUAAAAAGAAGACCCCUCCUUCAGAAUUAUCAUCUGACGAUAGCGAAUCAAAUGAAGAUACAUCUGAGGCUAGCGCCGAUUCUGAAUACGAAGCCAUGUUUACUAACUGUCAGAGGUUAGAGUUUUCACUGGACGAUCUGCAGCAGCUGGUUAGAGAAUCGUUUUUAAAAGGCUUGGACAAGGACAGCGACGACGACGAUCCGGGAUCCGAUUCGCAACAACCUGGACCAAAUCGUGUGUCUGAGGUGCUGGGAAUAGAACCCCAGGUUACUGCCUCUAAGGCGCCGGUACCGCUGGCUAAGACAGGAAAUGGAAACACACCAGAGGAGAUUCUGGCGGCCAUCUUUGAAGAGGACGACAGUGACGAGGUGAGUGAGAAGAAGAAGAAGAAGGGGAAGAAGAAAACGAAUCCGUCGACAUCUCUUCCUGCUUUCCAGGGGACCACGGUUCUCUUAGCCACGUCAUCACAAAGUGCCGGACAACGCAGUCUAAAAAGACAAGUUGAGGAGGACGGUAAAACGGAGACGUCCACUAAGAAACAGAAACGUGACAGAUUAGUCAAGACUGUGGCAAAACCCUCAGAAACUAAAGGCACAACUCGUCCUCCCCGCAGCUCGGAUAGUGAAGAUACAACCGAGGCACCAGCCCUCAAACUGAAAACUACUUCUAAAGCCAAGGCUGAGAGAACUGUUGAGCCAACAUCCCUCAAACAGAAAACGACUUCUAAAGUCAAGGCUGAGAAGAAGCGUGUCCCAGAGGCUAGCUCUACAUCCAGCAGCAGCAGUGGUUCCUCCAGUCUGGAGUCGGAGCCUAACGCCUCUAGGAGUGUACCCGCUAAAAAGACUCAGAAGACUGAGGUGUCUAAGAAGCCCCAGAGUGCUGGUGCGGUGGUAGACGCUCAGCAGCAGGACAACCAGAAACGUCUAGCCGCUCAGGAACAGAGGCAGAAGGAGGUUGAACUGCAGAAGAAGCUCAUCCAGGAGGCUCUGGCUAAACUGGAUUCASCUGCUAAUGGGAAACACCACAUCAAGUUCAGCUCUGAUGAGGAAGAUGAGGAAGAACAGACUUCCCCCGAACCUCCCAACCCCAAGAAGACACUGUUCCAGAACAGCCAGUCUGAUGAGGAAGACUCUAGUGAUGAAGAAUCAGCCGCUACAGGAAAACCAGGCCUUAAAGACAAGAAAUCUGAGAAGCUGGCGGGCAGCAACCUGUUUGACGACGACGAUGAUGAUGAUGAUGAUGAUGAGGAGAAGAGAGAUGGGGACAGGUUCCAGAUUAAACCUCAGUUUGAAGGGAAAGCUGGAGCGAAGCUCAUGCAACUGCAGUCGAGGUUUGGAACAGAUCAGCGAUUCCAGAUGGAUCACAGGUUUAUUGACAGCGAUGACGAGGAACCAGAGAUAGAGUUGUCUCAGCCGGAGAAAGAGUGUGAAGCUGGUGGAGGAGAAGAAGAAAAGUCUAGACAAAUAUCAGAUAUCUCAGCGUUGCAGUAUGACCCAACCAAAGAGGAGCACGCUGCUUUUGAAACUAAGAAUGACAAGCCCAAGAAAGACAGUAAACUGGCAAGGAAGAAGAAGCGGAAGGAGGCUGAGAAGCUGCCAGAGGUCUCCGGGGAGAUGUAUUACGAUGUGUCCAUGGAUCUGAAGGAGGUGUUUGGAAUCUCCAAGGAGGAGAAAACCGAGGAGGAGGAGGAGGAGAAGAAUGUGGCCUGGGAUAAAGAAGAGGAAGAGACCAGUCAGCCUAUGGCAGUAGAUCCAGUGAUGGUGUCAUCUCACCUAUUAACCAAUGAGGGAGAGGCAUCGUCAGGCUUCAAGUUCUCAUUCUUUGGGGGUGACACGGCAGCCGAAACCAACACUGAAAAAGAGGAGUACCGUAUCGAGACGCUCAAGGGGGCCAAGGUGUCAUGGCAGGUGGACCCUCGUUUCCAGGACAGCAGUGAUGAGGAGGAGGAAGAGGAGGCCAAGGAACAUACUGACAAGCCACUACACCCACACAAGUAA
This is a messenger RNA of Salvelinus sp. IW2-2015, 3577 nucleotides long. RefSeq names its product nucleolar protein 8 (gene nol8). Lineage: Eukaryota; Metazoa; Chordata; Actinopteri; Salmoniformes; Salmonidae. The record is from RefSeq and is a predicted model, not a curated record. Gene Ontology annotation, biological process: positive regulation of mRNA splicing, via spliceosome. Gene Ontology annotation, molecular function: RNA binding. Gene Ontology annotation, cellular component: U12-type spliceosomal complex; U2 snRNP; nucleolus.